AUGUCGAGCAAGCAGGAUGCAAAGAAAAGCAGUGACCACCAUGUAGCACCCCCAGCCGCUGGAAAAGGUUCUAGCAGCAGCGGCGCUCCAGUAUCUCACGGUCCAAUAAAGUCUGGUGCUGCCACAGCCCGUCAUGUCGGAUCAGGAGCAGCAAUGGCAGCCAGGCCUGAUAGGAGACCCCAUCGAGGAGCUCUGCCUGGCAUACGGUACUCGGCUGAGAUAGCUAGAAGUCUGCUGCGGCGUCCCCCCGAAUUGGAAGCGACGCGCAGCGCCUUGCCGGCAGCAGAGGCGGAAGGCCGUGUGCUUUCCUUCCUGUUGCAACAGCAGCACCCUUCUGUGAAUGAUGCUGAUGAAGUGCCCAGCAGCUCGGAGGAGGAAGCUAAUACGGCAGGAGAGAGAGCUUGUAAGAAACGAAAGGCCAAGAAAAUGCAGGAUUUGUCAGGUUGUCGUCAUGCCGAUGUCAUGUGUGUCUCGGGGGCCACUGGCUCUGGGAAGAGUACUCAGAUUCCACAAUUCGUGUUCGAGUCCGGCAUCUGUUACCCGUCAAUGUUGUUCCCGAAGAAUUGCGAGGCGGCUCGCCAGGCGCUUGCUGAGGAGGGCAAGGUGCCACGUGGCGCAAAGGAAGAGGAAACCACAACCACUGCAUUUACCGACUCUCCUGAAGGUGAAGCAACAGACAUGCAAACGCUUCCUGGUGAUGUUACGGCCGAAGAGACUAAGGAGGGGAUCCUCGUGAAACGCCAAAUGUGCGUGUGUAUCACCCAGCCUAGAAGGGUAGCGGCCACUGCGCUUGCCCACAGAGUGGCAGAGGAAAUGGGGGCACCAGAACUUGUUGGCUACCAGGUGCGCUAUGAAAAACAUAACGUUGGCCCGCAAUGCCGCCUAAAAUUCGCCACCGAUGGGGUGCUGUUACGCGAGUUGCAACACGACUUUUUAGCGAGCAAGUACUGCUGCAUCAUCGUGGACGAGGCACACGAGAGGAGCGUAAAUGUCGACCUUAUUUUGGGUCUUCUCUCUCGGAUUGUCGUCCUGCGGAGGGAGCGCUAUCGCAAAGGAGUAGAUGUUUUGCCUCCUCUAAAGGUGCUAGUAAUGUCUGCAACUCUAAACGCUGCAGACUUUACCGAGAACGCACAUUUAUUUUAUCCUUCGCCUGCGUUGUUGAGCCUGGACAGUCGCACGUUUGACGUGCGCAUACAUUUUAGCAAGAAAACGGCCACUCAGUAUGUUGACGCUGCAAUCAAAAAGGUUCUCCAGAUUCACACGCGCCUACCUCCGGGUUCUGUGCUUGUCUUUUUGACUGGGCGCGCGGAGGUGUUAGCGGCUGUACGGCAGCUGCAGGAGUGGCAGCGUCGGCGGGACAGAACAUCCAACUUCGGGAGAGCCUGCACUGAAAGCGUUGCUGCAGCUCCUCCCGAGGAUGUGGGAAUUUCGUGUGAGGAGGAUUUUGAGCUGUCAGACCACAGCGAUACUGAGGUGCCGUCUCUUGAAGGGACCCCAGACAUCGACGUUGACCAUGUGCAUUCUGUAUCCUAUGGAUCAAGGGAUAUCUCUUCUUAUCCGGCCAGCCAUAAGACCAAGAUGAAACCCAUAUUGCAUCAGCAGCUACAGCUAGCCCUUGAGAGCGACGCUGAAGAGGAUGAGAAACCCCUUGACGACAUCAAAGAGGCGGAGGCUGACGUCUUGAAAGCAGUUUUGGCUGGACAAUGCUCAUCAGUACCCAGUACAGUUAAGAAUGAUGGGCCCAUGAGAGCCCCUGAAGGCUCCGCUCCAGUGUCACCUGUGGCUAGUCAAGAGGCUGUUUCAGCUCAUACAAAACCGGGUGUCACUUCAAGUUCUCCUAAACAGGCGACCUCACCCGGCAAUUACAAAGCAGAUAAUGCAGUGCAGGCCUUCGAGUGUCCGGACACAAUAAAACGUCGUGUGCGAAACACAGUAUCUCCUGGAGGCUGGCUUGGCGCUGGUGCGCGCUUGCUGGAACGUCCAGCCGAAGGAGAUGGAAUGACAAAGGAAGCACGCACGGGAGGAGACAGAAAUGAAACUACAGAGCGACAUGAACAAGUGCACCUGGUGCCGCGGCUGACUGUCCUCCCCUUGUACGCCUCACUACCAGGGGAACUGCAGCGUCUUGCCUUUGAACCCCCGGCCCCUGACGAGCGGCGGGUUAUCGUGGCGACAAAUGUAGCGGAAACCUCAAUUACGCUUCCUAACGUGCGAUAUGUCGUGGACAGCGGACGCGAGAAGCGGCGGGUGUUCUCUUCCGGCUCGGACUGCUUCUCGUACUUCACUGUGACCCUCACGUCUCAGGCGGCAGCACAGCAGCGUGCUGGCCGUGCUGGGCGCGUGGGGGCUGGUGUUUGUUACCGUUUGUACUCUUCUGUCGUCUAUCAACAUGAGAUGGAGGCACAUGCGCCACCGCAGAUUCACUCUGUGCCUCUCGACCACCUGCUACUCUUCAUGGCUGCUCUGGGGAUUCCUCGUCCCUCAGCUUUUCCCUUCCCCUCCCCGCCCCCUUCUACUGCACUUGCUGUCGCGCGCAACCGUUUAAUAGCUCUCGGAGCCCUUGAGCGUAAGGGUAGCGCCCAAUCCACUCGUAGCCAGGACCAGAACCAGAAGAGUACUAAAGAACCCGAAGUCUGCUGCUCUGUGCUUGGACGUCGCAUGAGCGAAUUGCCGAUACCGCCGCGCUUCGCAAAAAUGCUUCUUUUGGCGUGCUCCCGUUUCAAGGAGCACGGUGGACAGUUUGUCGCCCUGGCUUGCUAUGUGGUUGCUGCUCUCACGGUGGGAGAAUUGCUGCCCUCACGAAGACGCGAUGGCUUUUUUGAAGAGUCGGCAUUUGGCAAAACAUCUGAAGGGGAUAUGGCCACCCCUAAGGUCCAGAGGCCUUGGGAGGAGUAUGAUAGCGACAUUGAUGCUUACAUUUGGCUGUGCGGAGCCUAUAGCCACUCGCGCCAUCCCACUAGCUUUUGCAGGACCUACUGCUUAGACUCAGCACGAAUGGCCGAGGUUGGGGCACUCGCCGCGCAGCUGGCUCAGCUGGUCCGUUCACUAUUGCAGCGGUCACGCCAGAGCCACCAAGGACUAGGUGCGGGAACACUUGAAAAGGAAGUGGAUGACCUACUAGUUUUGAAGCCACCGCUGCGAUUGGAUUUGCCUGACGUACAGUCAAGGCGCUGCUUACACCAGUGCGUCGUCCAGGGUCUCAUAGACCACGUUGCAGUUUGGCAGGACCCCCCUAGACUGCCGGCGGAUGCAACAGCUGCCGAGCGUGAGUCAGCUCGUGGAGGGUACCGCUGUGGCGAGCUGAAGGGCCAGCUUGCUCUCAUACAUCCCUCUUCAAACGUCUUGCACGUCACACCGCGCCCUAAGCUUCUAGUGUAUAACCAGCUGAUUCACGAAGGCCGCGCAGUUUUGCAUGUUUGCACCCCUCUAGAUGGAGCUGAGCUCAGCGGAAUUGAUACUCCGAUGAUUCAACACACCUUCCUCCAAACGCCGGCACCAGCGUACGAUGAGAGAAGAGAUGCAGUGGUUGGGUGGACCCGCCCUACGUACUCGCCAUUACAAUUGCCACUCCCCGCAGUGGAAAGGCCCCUCCCACGCAUCCGGGCAAAACACGCCAAGCUCCUUUCACCUCAGGAAAAGCAGCAACAAGAGCAACUCUAUAAGUGCUUUGCUGCAGCACUCGUCGCCGGUCGCGCCAUACCUCGUCUCAAACGCUUUACUGCUUCGCUUGCAGUCACCCCAGAGGGCAUGCUUGCAGGAGACCGUGCGGGGACAUUUGCAGUACGCGCCUUUGUAGGCGAACUCGCCAUGCGCAAUAUUGCAUCAAGGAUGGAGCUCCUGAAAGUCUGGAAGACGGAACCUAAGUAUCUGUUGGCGGAGUUUAUUGGAUUGCUGCGAUCAUACAACUACGAGACGCUUCAGGAUGUACGGGAUAUGUGGCCACCAUUGUGA
This is a messenger RNA of Cyclospora cayetanensis, 3951 nucleotides long. Its product is annotated as probable ATP-dependent RNA helicase kurz. Gene Ontology annotation, cellular component: intracellular anatomical structure; nucleolus. Bases 1 to 3951 code for a protein of 1316 amino acids. NCBI's taxonomy places the organism in Eukaryota, Apicomplexa, Conoidasida, Eucoccidiorida, Eimeriidae. Gene Ontology annotation, molecular function: RNA binding. Gene Ontology annotation, biological process: maturation of SSU-rRNA from tricistronic rRNA transcript (SSU-rRNA, 5.8S rRNA, LSU-rRNA). The transcript has 12 exons. The record is from RefSeq and is a predicted model, not a curated record.